Triticum turgidum subsp. durum (durum wheat) is the source of this 237-nucleotide messenger RNA. The record is from the annotation of a GenBank genome assembly. Lineage: Eukaryota; Viridiplantae; Streptophyta; Magnoliopsida; Poales; Poaceae.
AUGGCUUCCAUGGGGUUUAGCUAUGCGCAGGUACAUGUGCGGCAGGAGAAGGUCCGGCAGAGGAUCAGCCAACAAGAAGCCGCCAACAACUCGACCGUGAAGAACAAGAACAAGAGUAUCGGUGAAGAAGACAAGAUCAGCAAGAAAAACUGCGACUCAUGGGCCGCCGCCGGCAGGGUGCAUCCGUGCGCAUCUUCCACGGCGGCGGCGGCGGCUGGGCCGGUGCCGGAGAGGUGA